Molecule: messenger RNA, 879 nt
Organism: Camellia sinensis
Lineage: Eukaryota; Viridiplantae; Streptophyta; Magnoliopsida; Ericales; Theaceae
Source: RefSeq, a predicted model, not a curated record
AUGAUCAGAGCUUAUGAGAAGGGCAUUAUCAACGGCGUAAAAGUUGGGGUAAAUGAGGUAGUGAUAUCCCAUCUCCAAUUUGCUGAUGACUUUAUACUGUUUUGUGAGGCAGAUAUGGAUCAAUUAGUGCACACAAAAAGGAGCGUAAGAUGUUUUGAAAUCCUGUUUGGAAUGAGAAUUAACUUUCAUAAGAGUGUUGUGUGUGGAGUUGGUGUGGAUGAGGAAACUAUAGCUUCUUUUGUUGAUAUUUUGAAUUGCAAGGUUCAUGGAUUGCCAUUCAAAUUUUUGGGUGUGUCCUUAGGUGCUAAUCUAGGUAGGAAAUCAACUUGGAAGCCAGUAUUGGAUAAGAUAAGAUCAAGCCUUCCUAUCUAUUAUCUAUCUAUGUUCAAAAUGCCUAAGGGAGUGGUUAGAGAGAUUGAAAGGCUUGAAGUUGCUUUCCUGUGGGGUGGGAAUGAUUUCAAGAGAAAGAAAUUUGGGAGUGCAGCAAAUGCUCUAUGUAGAAGAUUGUUGUGCAACAAGUACAUGAUUGAGGAGGGUAAAUGGCUCCCACUUGUGAGCUCAUCAUCUAGACAUUCUAGAAUAUGGAGUGAUGUUGUUGCAAUUGCAAGUCAUAAUCAACCUCUAGUGGAGUUCUAUUUGGAUAAGUUUCAGAUAAAGGUUGGAAAUGGGAGAAGAAUCAAGUUUUGGCAUGAUAAUUGGGUUGGUAAUUGGUGCCUAAAAGAUAAGUUCCGUAGACUCUUUAGAUUGUCAAAUGAUCAGGAGGGCACAUUUUCUAGUUUCUUCGAGAGGAAAUCCAAUUUGGAGGAGUGGAACUUCUCCUUUAGAAGAAAUUUAUAUGAUUGGGAAAGGUGGAGGUCUCUAGAUUGUCUGUUACUUUAA